CUCCUCCCACAUUCUUCGGUCUCUCCUACAUUUCUCUCUCCACCCCUUUUCUUUCUUUGUUAAUCUCUUUGUCUUUUGCCCAACAUAACACAUCCUUCUCCUUCAGCCUUUCUCCCCUGCUCCCCCUUCAUGUCACAUAUUAAUUAACAAGUUUUUCACAGGGAAGAUGAUGCUUGAAGGAUCGGUUAGCAUUAAUGGGCGGGAGUUGGAGAGCAUGUUUUCUUUUAGAUCUCCCACAACAGAUACAGAUCAUAAUGACUUAUUCUGUAAACCAAUAAGCACAAAGAGUAUAGAAAGUUACGAUGAUUUGUCGAGGUCAUAUAGUAACUUAUCCGAAAAGAGCUUCUAUUCCCCGGUAUUGUGCGAACCGCAGAGUCAUAGAGAUCAGGCUGCACUUAAAUUGCAAAAAGUUUACAAGAGUUUUCGAACAAGAAGGCAACUCGCAGAUUGUGCAGUUCUUGCGGAGCAGAGAUGGUGGAGGGCAUUGGAUUUUGCUGAACUAAAACGCAGUUCUAUAUCAUUUUUUGACAUCGAAAAACCUGAGACUGCCGUUUCGCGUUGGUCAAGGGCUAGAAAGAGAGCUGCCAAGGUUGGAAAAGGUCUAUCCAAGGAUAAGAAGGCGCGUAAACUCGCUUUGCAACACUGGUUAGAGGCAAUUGACCCUAGACAUCGCUACGGCCAUAAUCUCCAAUUUUAUUAUGUCCAGUGGCUACAUUGUGACAGCAAUCAACCUUUCUUUUAUUGGCUUGAUAUUGGGGAAGGUAAGGAAUUCAGUUCUGAGAGAUGUAAUAGAUCAAAGCUUCAGCAGCAAUGCAUCAAGUAUUUGGGUCCAGAGGAAAGAGAGGCUUAUGAGGUAGUUAUUGAGAAUGGGAGACUCUUCUACAAACACAGUGGGAUUCCAGUGGAAAGUACAAGAGAUGCUAAGUGGAUUUUUGUACUUAGUACGUCGAAGAUUUUGUAUGUUGGGCAGAAGAACAAGGGCACAUUUCAACAUUCAAGCUUCCUUGCAGGUGGAGCCACAUUAUCUGCUGGUAGAUUAGUAGUUGAGGAUGGUGUUCUUAAGGCAGUUUGGCCUCACAGUGGACAUUAUCUUCCAACAGAAGAAAAUUUCCAAGAAUUCGUGUCAUUCCUUAUGGAGAAUAACGUGGACCUCACAGAUGUAAAGAAAAACCCAGAUGAAGAUGAUGAAACAGUCAAAAUGAACCAGGAAGUUGUUUUAAGAGGAAAAUCUUCAAAGGACAAUUUAUCUCCAAAAGUCGAAACCAAAAGUUCCAACAACUCAUUAACUGAGGAGAGAAAUGAGGGUUCAAGUAAUGAUGAUUCAAACUCUGAUCCACCCUUAUCUAGAUUAUCAAAACGACUAGGAACUAAAAUAACUAGACUCGAAAUACCGAAAAGAAACAAUGUGAUUGAAAUUUUCGGAGUAGUAGCAGUCCAUUUUCCAACAAGCAAAUUCUACUCUCCACAUAUAAUAGAAUCAGAUGCAGAAUGUGGUUAUGAGACAGCAGAAGAAUCGUUUAUCGAAGAAGAAGACUUCAUGGUUUCGAAAUCGAACUUGUUUGUUGAAGAACAAGACAAAGAAGAAGAAAAUCCUAUUCCAAAGGAAAAGAUAAUGAAGAGAAUAGAUUCACAUAAAGGAAUGAAAUCAUAUCAGUUGGCAAAUCAUUUAUCAACCAAAUGGACAACAGGUGCUGGUCCUAGAAUUGGUUGUAUGAGAGAUUAUCCACCAGAGCUUCAAUUUUUCAUCCUUGAGCAACAAAAUUUAUCUCCAAGGACAAAAGUAACAGCUCCAUCGCCUAGAAUACCGCCGUUGUCUCGAUUCAGUCCACAUGUUGGUUUUCCUCUUCCUUUAGUUGAUUCUCAAACUAUUCUGUGAAAUGGCAAUACUUUCUUUUGUCUUGACCUCUCUGAGGGAAUGGAGCUCUGGUAAUAUGAAGUUCGGCCGAUAAAUAAGUAAAGUCCGGCCGGUCAAAUCAUCGGGAUAUGUUAUUUUUGGUGGGGUCCUUGGAGUAGAGAAAACUGAAUAGGAUUUUCCAUUUUUGUUUUGUUGUUGCAAAACUUUUGAUGCCACUCUUUAUACCCAUAUAUAGUUUUUGUAGGUCUUGUGGUGAUGAGUGAGGGAAACAAAAUAACUUUGCAUAUGGAUGUGCUAGUUUCCGAGUGCAGAGAGAGAGUUUGAUUGAGUUUCCAAUAUAAAUUGAAACAAUAGCAAGCAACAUGCAAAUCAUUAUGACAUGUAAUAUAGUUAUGGAGCAAAUUUCUUUGAGAAUUUGAUGACUCCAUUUGUCCCAUCCUUCAAAAUAUGUAAUAUAUUUAUUUUAAGGUAAAUUCUAUGUUUUCUUUGGAAAA
Messenger RNA from Cicer arietinum (chickpea), 2349 nucleotides. RefSeq names its product IQ domain-containing protein IQM6. NCBI's taxonomy places the organism in Eukaryota, Viridiplantae, Streptophyta, Magnoliopsida, Fabales, Fabaceae. The record is from RefSeq and is a predicted model, not a curated record.